This is a messenger RNA of Nematocida minor, 198 nucleotides long. RefSeq lists its product as uncharacterized. NCBI's taxonomy places the organism in Eukaryota, Fungi, Microsporidia. Bases 1 to 198 code for a protein of 65 amino acids. The record is from RefSeq and is a predicted model, not a curated record. The transcript has a single exon. Gene Ontology annotation, molecular function: RNA binding.
AUGUAUCCACUGGACUUUAUUAGAGGGCUGCUUGGUGCCAAGAUAUGCGUGUCUCUGAGAGACGGAUCCGAGUACAGGGGCGUUCUUCGCAUGUUCGAUGAGCACAUAAACCUUGUUCUUACUGAUGUUCUGCAGUCUGCGGAUAAAGAAGUUUUAUUUCUGCGAAGUGAAAAUAUUCUCUCGAUUUCCGAGAACUAA